Messenger RNA from Penicillium digitatum Pd1, 147 nucleotides. NCBI's taxonomy places the organism in Eukaryota, Fungi, Ascomycota, Eurotiomycetes, Eurotiales, Aspergillaceae. The record is from RefSeq and is a predicted model, not a curated record.
AUGGGAUCCCUUCAGUGUGACCCCACCUCGCCCACCUCUGCGACCUCACCAGCAUCUCCGACAUUUCCAUCCGAAAUUCCCACAAGGGUCAACUCCAAAAGGAUAGCCCUUCCUGCUCUAAAAUCCGCCCCGGAAAGGGGCAGUUAA